AAAAACGGGUAGAUUAGCCAGUUGGUUUACUGGGAUAGGAACACUCCCCACUAAGAAACACUUUGGUAGGUAUACCACAGCAGCGCCAUCUAACAUACCUUCGGCAGGGAUAAGAUUUAGUCAGAUUUUCUAUUUUUAUUAUGCAUAAAUCGCCUAAAUAAGGCUCGUUUAGGCCACAUAUUUCCAUCCAAAAAUGUAUUUAAUUUAGAUUCUGAUACAAAGAAUUAUAUUUCAUAACAUUUAAGCUUUAUGUUUCAUAACUUUUUUCAUACUUAUUUUGUCACUUUUUCAUGCGUCUUAUUCCAUAUUAUGUGAUUUACAAUGUCUAACUAUCAAUAUAAUAUUAAAAUUGUUGUAGAAAUUUUGACAAUAUUGAUAUUAUCUGAACGUUUUUUUGAUGGGCACGCUGUAUGAUGAUGUAUGUAUUCUAACAACUUCUACCAACUACAGUAUCAACUGACAAUGCCGACGGGAUAAUUUUUUUUUCUCUAAAAUAAUACAUAUUAUGAUUUUACUUUACACUUUUUACAUAUAAUUUAAAUAAUUUUAUAAUUUUGCCCUAUUGUCGUACCGUAUUUAUUAAUUAUUUGAUUAAAUUAAUUAAGAAUUCGGACUCGGUCUACUAACUUGUGAAUAAGAAAAAUAUUUUUGAAAUUAUUCUUGAUAUACUGUCGAGGGUACAUACAAAUAAGUCGUAUAGAUCACUUCUGCAAUACAAAAAGAUUUAAAAAUAUUUUUAAGUUUACUUGGGCGAUAAGUACUUUUUGUUUUCACGAAGACUUCUCCAUAUUGUGUUGCUUAAUUAUUUGAAGGCCAACUACAUACAUUUUUUAUGUCGGCAUUCGAUUUUUGCUAGUGAGUAUGGGUCGAAGCAACAGACAAGAACCUUGCAGACCUGAGGUAUCAUGUAAAUUGUUCCGUUAAAGGUUUUGUUAUAAUAUUAUUACUGUGAUAAGUGAAAACAUGAAUUUCUACUGGUCUUUAUUUUUGGUGGUUAUUGUUACGCCGUUUUGCGAAUCGGCUAAUAUACUAUAUGUUAUACCGUUUACAUCUAAAUCACAUUAUAUUAUGCUGAGGCCCAUUGGCCUGGAGUUGGCACGAAGAGGUCACAAUGUUACUGUUAUUACUGCUAAUAAGGAGGAUAAUCCUCCACCCAAUUACCACGAAGUGAUGGUUGACGAUAAAAAAAUAUGGGAAGUUAUUGGUGGCGAAAGACCGAAUGUGUUUACAAUGGUCCAACUAUCGGCGGAAAGGUUUCACGAAAAGAUAUUGUGGAAUGGAGGCAUAGCAUUCACUGAAGUGACCCUUAACUCAACGAAAGUGAAAAGUUUUCUUAAACAAGAUAUAAAAUUUGAUUUAGUUAUAUGCGAACAAUUCUUCCAAGAAGCUUUAUAUGCCCUUGCGCAUAAGUAUAAUGCACCACUCGCAUUGGUGACUACUUUUGGGAACUGUAUGAGACACAAUAUUCUGGUUCGAAAUCCUUUACAAUUAGCUACUACAAUAUCAGAAUUUCUGGACAUUGAAGAACCGGGGAGUUUCUGGGGACGUCUGAGAAACCUGUAUUUCACGGCGUACGAGUUUCUAUGGUGGAAGCUUUGGUAUAUGGAAAAGCAAGAAGAUCUUGUAAAGAAAUACAUGUUUAAUUUACCACAACCAAUCCCGUCAUUGUAUGAAAUCCAAAAGAACAGUUCACUCAUUCUAAUAAACAGUCAUUUCAGUUAUGAUACUCCUAUGGCAUUUUUGCCUAAUGUGGUUGAAGUGGGGGGUUUGCAUUUGAUAAAAACUGAAAAAGAUCUUCCUAAAGACUUACAAAAGCUUUUAGACGAAUCCCAUCAUGGGGUUGUAUACGUUAAUUUCGGGUCUAAUGUACGAAGUAAUGAACUACCAGUCGCAAAACGGGAUGCAUUCUUGAAUGUGUUUAGAAAAUUAAAACAAACAGUUCUAUGGAAAUGGGAAGAUGACAGUUUGAAAGAUGCACCCAGUAAUUUGGCAGUGAGACCGUGGCUACCCCAAAAAGAGAUCUUAGCGCAUCCAAAUAUAAAAUUGUUUAUAUCACAUGGCGGUCUAAUUGGAACACAGGAAGCUAUCUACAACGGUAUACCAAUAAUAGGCAUACCCAUAUAUGCGGACCAAUUCAACAAUUUACUCCUAGCCGAAGAAAGAGGAUUCGGAAAAAUACUGCAAUUCCAAGACAUCAACGAAAAUAGACUCGAACAGCUAAUUAACGAUGUUCUUCAUAAUAAAACCUACGCAGACAAUGCUAAAGUAGUAUCUCAAAGGUGUAAAGAUAGGCCGCUUAAUGCUUUAGAUACGGCCAUGUAUUGGUUAGAAUUUGUUAUACGAUACAAAGGUGCUGAAUUUAUAAAGAAUCCAGCAAGAGAUAUGACCUGGAUGGGAUAUAAUAUGUUGGAUGUAUACGUUUUUAUAUUGAUAGUUUUAGUGGGUGCAGUUUCCAUAAUACUGUAUGCUGUUUUGCAAAUCACUCAUAUGUUACGGUUUAAAGAUUUUUCGAAACAAAAAAAGAUGGAUUAGUAAUGACGGCCUUAGCGAAGUCUGCGUUCAAUGACUUUGUUUCCUCCUAACUCUAAAAUUCUAUGCGCUAAGUAUGACUACUGAAUUGGACUUUGGACGUGGAUUUUGACAUACGCCAUAAUUCGCAUUAAAUUCCGACUUUGAGUCUAACUCUGUUCGUUAAUACUCCAUAUUUAUUACAUUGGGUUCAGCGGUUUGUAUAGCGGCUAAAUGGUUAACUUAAAUUUCUAUUUUGUUACUAAUAAGAAAAUCCCUGUUUGUCUUUGGAUAAUAAUCGUGAAUACAAUCUCUCACAAAAACAAACAAAAUUGUCGACGGGUUGAUAAAGUGUCACCCAUACAGGACUUACGAGAUCACCCCUGAGGUUUAUGGGAUGAUGCUAUAUUUUAAUUUUAAGACUAUAAAUAGAAUAAUUUCAAUUUUGACUUAAUAAUAAAAUAUAUUUGAGUA
Molecule: messenger RNA, 2982 nt
Organism: Pieris napi
Lineage: Eukaryota; Metazoa; Arthropoda; Insecta; Lepidoptera; Pieridae
Product: UDP-glycosyltransferase UGT5-like
Exons: 5
Coding region: 964-2532 (522 amino acids)
Molecular function (GO): UDP-glycosyltransferase activity
Source: RefSeq, a predicted model, not a curated record